Cercospora beticola is the source of this 4128-nucleotide messenger RNA. RefSeq names its product DUF3433 domain-containing protein. The record is from RefSeq and is a predicted model, not a curated record. Lineage: Eukaryota; Fungi; Ascomycota; Dothideomycetes; Mycosphaerellales; Mycosphaerellaceae.
AUGGCUGCCCCUCACCAUCAAGGCGGGCUGAAUCCUGCACAAAAUGACCAUCCGAGCGACUGUCACCCAGUUAUGCGCAGAAAGCCGCUUUCAACGAGACCUACGGACUCAGGUGGUGACGAGCUAGUGGCUCAUGUAAAGCGAAACACCCAUGAGCACGAUGAGGAUGAGUUUCUGGGGCUCAGCCAUGUGCCACAAGAAAGCAACAUUGGCGGUGCGAUCGACCAGGACCUGAGCCGAGCAGGAGUCAAUACAGAGCUUAUGACACUAAACGAGAAACGCGUAAACUCGCGGGACUUACACAAAACCCGGGAGCCGUUUUGGACCCGGAAAAGCACGUUGUGCCUGUUCAUUGCUGUGUUUGUUGCUAUGGCAGUGUCUCUCCUCAGCCUGUGGUCCCUGGACCAGUCCCGGAACGGUUUCCACGUUACAUCAGGGUCUAAACAGUACGCGUGGACCUACGCGCCUACAGCUGUACUUGUCGUAGUCAUCAGUCUGUGGAGGCAAGUUGACUACCAGUGCAAGAUGCUGCAACCUUGGAGGGAGCUUUAUGACGGCUCAGUCAGUGCGGACCGUAGUAUCCUAUUGGACUACAUCUCCCCUUUACAAGCAACGAGUCUUAUUAAAGCAAUUCGAUACCGACAUACAGCGGUGAUCGCAUCGAUCUGCGGAUUUGCGAUAUUAAAGCUCAUUGUGUUGUUCUCCACUGGUCUUUUCGUACUCAAACCAACUAUUCUGCAAGAUACACGCUCUAUCAAGCUAAGCACAAGUUUUGAUGGCAAAGAAUUCUGGAACUACGUGCAAUUUGAGCCAAUUUUCGACGAAAAAGAACCAAUAUACCGCGCCGUGGGAGCAAGUUGUGUGCAAACGUACUACGGCAUACUGCGCGGCGACGUUGAAACGCCGAAGACUGUAGUAGAAUUGCGUACUUUCCAGUGCUUUGAGCUUGACGACGACACUGCUGUUCGUACCGUUUCUACAGAGGUAGAUGUCUUCGAGCCGCAGAUCUCUUGUGAGAUAGCAGAACCAGAUCUCACAAAGGAGCAGGACCAUCAGAACAUUGCACUUCGCAGCGAGACUUGCUCUGUGGGCUUCGAGCAUCAGGACAAGAUUAGAUUCGACUACGAAAAGACGACUCGGGUUUGCGAAUCUAAGGCUUGUAAGGAUCCGCACUUCAUCUACGUCUGGGAGAGGGUCAAUUGCUCCAACGUGGGCAUGCGUGGCGAGUACGUCGAAGACUUCGGGCUAGAUGCGAGCACAAUAGAUAAUCUUCGCUAUGCUUUGGUGACUGGAACCGUCACAUCGAGACUUGCCUCUGGACAAGAAGUCGAGCAAGAAGCGGGGGCCAAACAACCUACGUAUAAUGUCAUAUUGCACGAACCACUUUCCGCCGCCGUGAUUUGCAAAGUCGAUUACACCAUCAGUCGGGCAAAUGUAACUCAUGAUCCUCAUAGCGAUACCUACAUGCUGGGGUCCUUGACAGACGAGCGGCACCUGGAGGACCACACAGGGGUCAUGCUUGGUGAAAUACUGUACGGAGCGUUGAUGGAGGCCAGCAACCUGCCUUUCGAAUCCGACGAAUUCGUCACUGAAACGGGCGGAUACCAAGGAUCCGGUGCUCGCUCUUUUUACUCAUUAUUGCAGCAAACUUUGGGCCACAACAACUCAAUGCAACCUCUGUUGUCACCGGAGAGCCUGCAGAAGGCUGCUACUCUGUGCUACGCCGGCAUGUCGACCCACUUCAUGCACAAGUCGUACCUCAGGACGACCGAUAUCCUGUCAGAAGGGCGCGCAAUCUACGAGAAAGAACGCCUUCGUAUUGGUCUGACAUCGAUGAGCAUCAUGACGACAGGUUUUCUGAUGGUGGUCUUGUGCACGUUGUGCCUCGUUCUCACCAUGUCAUCCGUCCAACCUCCCGACAAUACAGACUCGCUCGCAACUCGAGCAAUGAUACUACGGGCGAGUUCAGACCUACAAGAUAUUCUUCGCACCGCGGGAAUGUCACGUACGAGCCAAUUGACCGCAUUGCUCGACAAAUACAAGUUCACGGUCCUGCCUCAUCGCCAGUGUAAGAUCGAAGUCACGCCCGCCGAGCUGGGCUUGGCGAGAGAAGUCCCAAAGUCGAAGCAGCAGCUGUGGGCUCCUCUCGCAGCUAAAUACCCCAUGAUAAGCCUCAUGUUCUUGAUGCCUUUGGCUAUGAUCGUGGUCCUCGAAGUGCUCAAUCGGAUUUCCGUGGCUAGAAACGGCAUCCUUGAUGUAUCUACAAACGAGGACACGGCUAGCAUUGUGUCCCGUUACGCCACAGCUCUCGUGAUGCUGUUGAUCGCUACAUGUUUCAACAACUUUGACUUUCUGGUUUCGUCAUUGGCAUCAUUCAGUCUCUUAUGCAAAGGCGCCGUUUCCGCAAGCAGGUCCAUUCACUUCCAUCCACUCGGAAGCAUGCCAUUGGUGGCAAUCAUGCAAUCGUUCCGGGCACAGAAUUUUGCCUCGGUGUUCUCAAAUUUUGCGGCCAUGACUGGGAGUACACUCACAGUGGUAGCAUCUGGGUUGCUAUUUGUAGACCACGCUGUAACUUUUGAUUCACCAGUCAGAGUCACUUUGGAAAGUCGUUGGGACAUCACGAGGACCAACUUCGAUAAUGGAGCAGGCGUCCUGUUGGAUCAAGUGCAGCACGGGAUGAAUACCAUGCCCAUAACGAUCUGGAACAACACUGUGUUUCCCAUGUUACGAUACAUCCGGACGCCGACUGGUGAGUAUGUUGUAGUCGAAGGAACGAGGAACUAUACUAUGCGGGUGGAUGCGCUCCGUCCACAGUUGGACUGUAAGAUCGUGCCCGACGGUAACAUCAUCAUUGUUAAGGACGACAAAUUGAGGGUCAUCAAGAUUGAAGUGCUUCCAGAAUUGCCUCCAGGCUGCCAUCGUGGCGGACAGUACGACACAGACAGCUUUACGAACAUCAGCGUACCCCUCGAGGGGAUUGAAGACCCGAGCUUCGUGGGACGCUUUCUGGAUCUACAUUUGGAUUCAGGGCCAGAAACUGCGCAAAAUCGGCUUGGUGAACACAUUGUGGGUGCAGGAGAACAAGCAGACCGUGAUGUUCAUGUUCAAACUCCGGAUGCUCAUCCAGGUUGUCCAUCCAUCGGCAUAGUCUUUGUCAAAACUAAUGAGAGUUUCGACCCCAAACACAACGACAUAACAGCUCUCUUAUGCUCGCAGAAGCUGGAAAUGGUCAGCAUCGACUCCAUCUACUACCGGAAUGGCUCGCUGCGGCCACUGGUUGAUACACGGAAUCCGCAUAUGUUCUUGCACGAGUCAACAACAUAUCUAAUGAAUGUUACGAACGGCGGAGAGACUUUCUCAUGGCCGGUGCAGCAUUACUUGUCCGAUCCUGGUGGAUCUCUCUCUCGCUUCAACAAAAGCUUGAUGUACGAGAACCACCAACCUCUUGACCUUUUUUUCGACCAUGUCACCUUUGGGCCGAAUGGGACUGCCCUUGAAGAUAUGGCUGGGCCUGCAAAUCGAGGCACACUCAGUCGAGCAGUACAAAACUUGUACAAUAGAUACAUGUGCCUGGUCAUUGAUAAGAAGUUCCGCGAGCCUAUCAGUCCCGAUGAUCAGAUCGCUGACGACAGCGACACGGUGCAAGGGACGAUGUGGGUCCAGCGAUCACGAUUGAAAGUCAACACCACUUCAAAGCUCGCCCUUCAAAUCAUGCUCGCGGCCAUGACAGCUCUCGGACUCGGAGCUUGGUGGUUGACAAACUUGCGACGCACAUUACCAAGAAAUCCGUGCUCAAUAGCCAGCACGAUGGCUCUGCUAGCCGGAUCAGAUCUGUGCGAUGGACCCGACCCUCUCAUACCAGAUAAUGCUCUGUCGCUGAGUAAGCAAGAGCAACUUGAGCUAUUCAGUGGUUGGAUGUUUAGUCUCGGGUGGUGGCGUAAGACCAAGAAGUCCAACAGCAGCGAUGCACCUGCUACUGAUGAAGCGGAGUCUUCAGAGACUUUGCUUGCCAAGCAAGAAAGUGAAGAGUGGAGGUUUGGAAUCGAUGUUGUUAUGCCUGAGCGACUGGGAUUCCGUGAGAGAACACGGGGUCGAAGGAAGGGACGUGAGCAUGUGGAGGCAGAGUAA